AGAAUUGAACCCUAGAAAGUAUGGCUGCAUCCGACGCGAUCUCCCAGAGUGAUGUUAAAAAGCUUGCCCUUUCCUUUGAGACUCUCGACGCCUCUUCUCCCGAUACAAGGAAACCGCUCAGUUCCGGUUCUGAAAGCAGCAAUCGAAAAGGCCCCUAUACUCCUGUCUUGUUCGGAUCCAAGUUCAGAGAACCAGUGGCCGGUGGAGAUGCUUCUAUGAACAAAGGACCAUUAAGUGACAAUGAGGGUUCUAAGGUGAACUCCAAACAAACAGUCAUCUGUACUCCUGUUGACUGUAGUUCCAAUUUCAGAGGUCCAGUGGCUGGUGGAGUUGCUUCUACGGAUGAAGGACCAUGUCUGCGUUGCGAUGUGUGUUCUAAGGAGCACCCCCUUUGUGAUAUUUGUUAUAAGGUUCACCACUAUGAGCUUUGCCCUUACUUCCACCGUGUUCCACAGGGUGCAACUUUUGACCCUGGCUAUGAAAUAAUUUGUGGAUGUGGUAAUAUAUUUAAUGAGGAUAAGUGGGCUUGUACCUUUUGUGGUGGGAGCAUAGCAAUGCUAAAGGCGAAGUAUUGUGACAUUUGUCGUAGCUGGAAAUUGCACAGCACAUAUGAAUGCCUGAAGGACGAGGUUCGUGCUGCCAUGUAUAAAUCGGACAGAGAUAAGCAGCUUUCACUUGUGCGGAAAUGGAUUCCUUAUGUUUCAAAAUCAUCAUCUGGAAAGUUGUGUGUUCCAACUAUUCCUGGUUUUGUGGACACAUGAAUGAAUGCAAGUUUACGGGGUUUAGGAAACAAGAUUGCAAUGAGGUGUUGUUUGCUUCUCUGGAAAAUGGACUGGUUGCACCUGUGAGGAUUUGGUCAAUGUAACAUUAUUUGGUUAAUGUGACUUUAUGAGCAGAUAAUUAGAGACGUCUUGAAAACUUCUUAAUAUCUGAAAUGUUUAGCUAUGUACAAUGGUUUGUAGGAUUUGCCUUUUUUUAUUUGUUUUCUUAUGAGGUACUUUGGUGCUAUAAUGGUGGGUCUUGUAUCUUGAUCAUAGUUACUCGUUGUAUUCUCGUGAAACCUAAAGAUGAGGAGGUAUGCGACUGUAAUAGAAUAAGGUUUAGGACACAUACGAAGGAUAAUUAGUAGGGCUGCAUUCAGAUUGGAUCAAUUUUUUUAAAAUAGGAUCUGCGAUCCGAAUGUUUAAUUUUUUCGGAUCGAAUUUGUAUUUUUUAAAUACCUGAUCCGAACGGAUCAAGAUCUGAAAAAACCGGUUCAGAUCUUGGUUUUUUGUUUGGAUCCGUAAAGCCUGGAAUUUGAGAC
Molecule: messenger RNA, 1303 nt
Organism: Fragaria vesca subsp. vesca
Lineage: Eukaryota; Viridiplantae; Streptophyta; Magnoliopsida; Rosales; Rosaceae
Exons: 3
Coding region: 21-761 (246 amino acids)
Source: RefSeq, a predicted model, not a curated record